CUGGAAUUUCCCGUCUGCCUGCCACAACCAACCGCGCCAGUAGUCCAAGGGAUCUGCCAUGAGCUCACCUGUUGCUACGCCCGAGCUCAGCUACGAGUCUGGCAAGACUCUCAUGGCCAAGGGUCCGCAAGUGUUGCACGACCUCAUGGCCACCAAGAUCCCUGCUGCAACAGGACGUCCCCUACCGGAGAUGGAGGUGCGCUUCAGCAACCUAUCGCUAUCCGCCGACAUCGUGGUAGCCGACGACCACGCCACUAAGUACGAGCUCCCGACGAUCCCGAACGAGCUCAAGAAGACACUCAUGGGUCCCAAGAAACUCACAGUCCGCAAGGAGAUCCUCAAGAACGUCAGUGGCCGCUUCGCUCCGGGCAAGAUCACGCUGCUAUUGGGUCAACCGGGUUCUGGCAAGUCAGCGCUGAUGAAGGUACUGAGUGGCCGAUUCCCUAUGAGCAGGAAUAUCACAAUGGAGGGGGACAUCUCGUUCAACUCGGUGGCGCACAAGGACAUCGUGGAUCGACUGCCGCAGUUCGUGUCGUACGUGAACCAGCGAGACAAGCACUUCCCCACGUUGACAGUCAAGGAAACUCUCGAGUUCGCCCAUACUUUUUGUGGCGGGAAGUUGCUGGAACAAGGCAAGGGGAUGCUCGAGAUGGGGCACCGUACCACCGACGCCGAAGCGCUUGAAGCCACCAAGAACAUCUUCGCACACUACCCGGAGAUUGUGAUCCAGCAGCUGGGUCUGCAAAUCUGCCAAGACACUGUGGUCGGUGACAACAUGUUGCGUGGUGUGUCGGGCGGUGAACGCAAGCGUGUGACGACUGGCGAGAUGGAGUUCGGUAUGAAGUACAUAUCGCUCAUGGACGAGAUCAGUACGGGUCUCGACAGUGCAGCCACGUACGACAUCAUCAACACUCAACGCAGUGUAGCUCAUAGACUGCGCAAGACCGUCAACUGCCGCAAUUUGAUCGACUACUUCGAGAACAUCCCGGGUGUGGCUCCUCUUCCGGUUGGAUACAACCCGGCGACGUGGAUGUUGGAGUGUAUUGGCGCUGGUGUCGGCCAUGGAACAGAAGACUUGAUGGACUUUGUGAGCUACUUCAAGAACAGUCCGUACAACCAGCAACUGGAGACUAAUAUGGCCAAGGAAGGCAUCAUGACGCCGUCUCCGGAUCUUCCCGAGAUGGUGUUUGGCAAGAAACGCGCUGCUAACUCGAUGACACAGGCGAGGUUUGUGAUUUGGCGCUUCUUCCAGAUGUACUGGCGUACUCCGAGCUACAGUCUGACGAGAAUGUACCUGUCCAUCUUCUUGGCGGUUCUGUUUGGCUUGAUCUUCGUGACCAACGACGACUACGCUUCGUACUCUGGUCUGAACUCGGGUGUGGGAAUGGUCUUUAUGUCUGGAUUCUUCAGUUCGAUGGCUGUGUUCCAGAGUGUCAUGCCGCUGACGUGUGCUGAACGCGAGUCGUUCUAUCGGGAACGAGCAUCGCAGACCUACAACGCCUUCUGGUACUUCAUGGCGUCGACGCUGGCGGAGAUCCCGUACUGCUUUGUGAGUUCGCUUCUCUUCACCGCCAUCUUCUAUUACUUCGUGGGCUUCACAGGCUUCGCUACGUCCGUCGUCUUUUGGCUGGCGUCGGCUCUACUUGUGCUCAUGUUCGUGUAUCUGGGCCAGUUCUUCGCGUACGCCAUGCCGUCCGAGGAAGUCGCGCAGAUCGUGGGAAUAUUGUUUAACAGUAUCUUUAUGAUGUUCAUCGGCUUCAGUCCUCCAGCGUACGCCAUUCCGUCGGGCUACACGUGGCUGUACGACAUCUGCCCGUUCAAGUUCCCGAUUUCCGUCCUCAUUGCUCUGGUUUUCGCGGACUGCGACAAUGAACCGACUUGGAACGAAACCACGCAGGCGUACGAGAACGUCAACUCGCAGCUCGGAUGCCAACCUAUGGCCGACGCACCGGAGACUGUGGGUCACAUCACGAUCAAGGGAUACACGGAGGACUAUUUCGGCAUGAAGCACCACCAGAUCGCGCGUAACUUCGGUAUUACGAUUGGAAUCAUUGUGUUGUUCAGGAUCUGGGCUGCUCUGGCGCUGCGUUUCAUCAACCACCAGAAGAAGUAA
Phytophthora nicotianae INRA-310 is the source of this 2113-nucleotide messenger RNA. RefSeq lists its product as hypothetical. The record is from RefSeq and is a predicted model, not a curated record. Gene Ontology annotation, biological process: transmembrane transport. The coding region runs from base 59 to 2113 and encodes 684 amino acids. Lineage: Eukaryota; Oomycota; Peronosporomycetes; Peronosporales; Peronosporaceae. The transcript has 2 exons. Gene Ontology annotation, cellular component: membrane. Gene Ontology annotation, molecular function: ATP binding; ATP hydrolysis activity; ABC-type transporter activity.